UUAGAUAGAUAUUUUAUUCAUGCCUUAUGUUGGAGCAACUGGAGAACCGGCUUUCCUGUGGCCUAGAUGUUCUAUACACACACACACACACACAUAUAUGCAUUUGUAGAGAAACACAUAUUUUUGGAGAGAAUUUUAACCUUUCGGAGGAAGAGUGGACCUUCAGAAACACACAGAGAGGACGAAUGACACUCUUGUAGCCUCAAAAGUAACGCACUUGGAAAGAAAAGAAGAAAAAAAGGCUGAAGUGGGUUUGAAGCAUGGGCUGUGCUUCAAGUAUUCAUAUCUCUGAUAGGGUGGUCUACCACAGUGGAAAAGAGUCUGAGGAUUCCCACUCACCCCAGCAGACUAAUACAACUCAGCAUCAAGGAAAUCCUGCCUCCGGACUACCCCUAAAACCCCCUAGCUGCAAGACCACAUUAACAGAGGUGCAGUUUGGACCAAUGAAGCUAUUUAAAGACCCACUUCAGGUACUUUUAGUUUUUGCCAAAGAGGACAGUCAAAGCAAUGGCUUCUGCUGGGCAUGUGAGAAGGCCAACUACAGGUGCAGCAUGGUGCGGACGCCUGAAUUCGCUCUCGAAUGCUUCUCAGAGAAGCUUCACGACCUCGUCAUCAUUGACCACAGACAUUCCAGACACUUUGACGCUGAAGCACUGUGCCGGUCAUUUAGAGCGGUCAACUCCUCAGAAAACACUGUGAUAGUCGCCGUCGUGAAAAGGCCAGACAGAGAGGAAGCCUCUGUGAUGCCGCUGAUCAAUGCUGGCUUUAAUAGGAGGUAUGUGGAAAAUGUCAAUUUGAUGGCCUGCUACAACGAGCUGCUACAGCUGGAGCACGGAGAGGUGCGGGCACAGUUCAAACUGAGGGCUAGUAAUGCCAUUUUCACAGCUCUGGAACAAAGCCAAGACGCCAUCGAGAUCACUUCUGAAGAUCAAGUAAUUCAGUAUGUGAAUCCUGCCUACGAGUCCAUUAUGGGCUACCAACAAGGCGAGCUAGUAGGGAAGGAAAUAAUAGAAGUGCCUAAAAGCGAGAAGAAUAAGCCUGAUCUCCUUGAAACGAUUAACUCCUGUAUACGAAAAGGAAAGGAGUGGCAGGGGAUUUAUUAUGCCAAAAAGAAGAAUGGAGACAGCAUUCAGCAAAAUGUGAAAAUCACACCUGUGAUUGGACAGGGAGGAAAAAUCAGACACUAUGUGUCUAUCAACAGGCCUUUAAAUGAUAAUAAUAAGAGUGAUAAAUCCACUGAACGUGUGCAGGCAGAGUCACAAACAGAUAUACAAUCCUGUAAGCACAAAGACCGGAGGAAAGGCUCUCUGGAUGUCAAAUCCAUAACGUCUCGGGGGAGCGAUGGUAGCUCACAGAGAAGACACUCCUCAAUGGCCCGAAUUCACUCCAUGACGAUAGAGGCUCCCAUCACCAAGGUUAUAAACAUCAUAAACCAAGCACAGGAAAGCAGCCCCAUGCCUGUGGCAGAGGCCUUAGAUCGGGUGCUGGAAAUCCUGAGGACCACAGAGCUGUACUCUCCACAGCUGGGCACCAAGGAUGAAGAUCCACACACCAGCGACCUCGUCGGGGGGCUGAUGACGGAUGGUAUACGCAGACUGUCAGGAAACGAAUACAUCCUCGCCACAAAGCAGCCCCACCAUCUGCCAAGUCACCUGGCGACCCCUCUGUCAUUAAACGACAUCCCCCCUCGGAUCGCCCAGACGAUGGAAACAGAGGACUCGUGGGACUUUGACAUCUUUAGCUUGGAGGCUGCGACCAUGAAACGGCCUUUGACCUUCUUGGGCCUCAAGAUUUUCUCCCGCUUCGGAGUGUGCGAGUUUUUAAACUGCCCUGAAGCUACGUUGCGCUCCUGGCUGCAAGUGAUUGAAGCCAACUACCACUCCAGCAACUCCUACCACAACUCCACCCAUGCGGCUGACGUCCUGCAUGCUACGGCAUAUUUUCUCUCCAAGGAGAGGGUGAAGCAAAGUUUGGAUCCCAUUGAUGAAGUGGCUGCUCUGAUUGCCGCCACUGUGCACGAUGUUGACCACCCGGGCCGCACAAACAGCUUCCUGUGCAACGCAGGAAGUGAGCUGGCCAUUCUCUACAACGACACAGCUGUGCUAGAGAGCCACCAUGCUGCCCUGGCCUUCCAGCUCACCACCAGAGAUGAUAAGUGCAACAUCUUCAAACACAUAGAAAGGAACGAAUAUCGAUCGUUACGACAGGCCGUCAUAGACAUGGUCCUCGCAACGGAGAUGACCAAACACUUUGAACACGUCAACAAGUUUGUGAACAGCAUCAACAAGCCGCUGGCUGCACUGGAGGAGAACGGGGGAAGCAGUGACGAGGAGGCUAUCAAAAGCGUCCUGACGUCCCCAGAGAACCGGAUCCUCGUCAAGCGGAUGCUGAUCAAGUGUGCAGACAUCUCUAAUCCGUGCAGGCCCCUGGAGCUCUGCAUAGAAUGGGCUGGCCGCAUCUCAGAGGAGUAUUUUGCACAGACGGAUGAGGAGAAGAGACAAGGUCUACCAGUGGUCAUGCCUGUGUUUGACAGAAACACGUGUAGCAUCCCAAAGUCCCAGAUUUCCUUUAUAGACUACUUCAUCACAGACAUGUUUGAUGCAUGGGAUGCUUUUGCGGACCUCCCCAAUCUUAUGCAGCACUUGGACAACAACUUCAAGUACUGGAAAGGCCUUGACGAUCGAAAGCUGCACACCCUGCGACCGCCUCUGGAGUAGCUGCUUGUGGCUACUCAGUCCCGGAAACCCGGGUGCAGAACCUUCUUCUUUCCUGCUGGGAAAGCGUCUGUGGAAGAAGGCCCUGUCUCUACCCCCCCGUCAGCCCAGCCCAGCCGCACAGGGACUCCUCGCCUUCACUCUCCUGCUUCUGUAGCACGCCGAGCGCCUCACAUGUCUGUCCACAGCAGAAAAACGCACAGAGGGACUUCCCGACACUGCCGAAGUGCUGCUGGCUUUUCACAGGCCUGUCGGAUGGGAACUGUAACCGUCGGACACGGACAUCCAGCAUCCUCAUGAACUUCUCGUGCCUCAUAGGCAUUCGCAGUGUCGCUGUUGGCACAACUGAAUGGAGGACGGCGGAGGGCUUUGGGGGGUGGGUCCUCACUGGCCUCUGUGGCAAAGCAUCCAUCCUCUGACUACCGCGUAGGCACUCCUCUCUGCCUGUGAAGUUGCUGUUAGCAUCUAAAAAACUGUGUCUAGUCCAUUUAAGGCCAUGUAAUCACUUUUUCAACCUCUAGCUCCUGCGCUCGCAGCGAGGCAAAGCCGCUCCUAGAAACCAUUGGAGGCCACGUCAUAAAAGUACACUCCACUGCUUUUUUGUUUGUUUGUUUGUUUUUGUCUGUUCAUUCGUUUGUUUGUUUGUUUGUUUUGUUUUUCAGGCAAUAUUUCCACGUGUCCUUCAGAAACACAAAGUUUGACACACGGCUGUCAUAACAGAAAUGAGAGCGGAUGCUUCCUUCAUGGGUCAGGGGUGGACCUUUGUCCCAGGCCACUGCUGAGAGAUGGCAGAAAAGAAGAAAAAAACUCUAUUACAGGUUAUUUAGUGUGCUAAUAUUUUCUUAAAUUUCCAUGUUUUCUAUAAUAAAAUUCACAAACAAAUUAGUAAAUGAGUAAGAGCAAAAUAAAUUUAGAAUUUUAAAAAAAAGCCAAAGCUAUUAAAGACGAGUACUACUACUACGCUCAAAAAUUUACAAUUAUUAUUCAUGCGACCUUAUUAAGCAUUUUUUUGUUUUCUUAUCAAGAGUACAGUACCAGUUUGAAUAAACGAAUGAACCCUUUUGUAUUGCACUGUAUACAACAUUAGAAGUGUCUACGUCUCAGUGAUUUGUCCAGGAAUGGGAUGUUGCGUUGGAGAAAAAGCUGUUUUUCUGUUGAUCAUCAUUAGAUCGUCUGCUUGUGUGAACGCGUGUGGGAGUUUGGUUUUCCUUUUUUUGUUUGUUUCUUUUGUUUUUAUUUGCUUUUUGGUUUAUUUUUUUUUCUUCUUCUUUUUGGUCGUUGGUGUGUGAGUGCGCGGGUGUGUUCAUUGUUGCAGCAAUCCCAUACUCCUGGUUUUGAUGCUGUAAAACCGCUUGACGUUUGACAACAGCAGCAGAAAUAUGUGAAAAAUCGUUUUGGACUUGAAUAAUCUUCCUUUUUUUUUUUUCUUUUUUUUUGUCCUCCCUGAAAUUUUUUGUAUCUGGUUUGACCUACUGAAGAAGAAGAAGAAGAAGAAAAAAAGACUGCCUUAUUUUGUACAAUAUUUAUACAAUACAUCCCACUGUGCAACUGCUACGGACAUCUGGAGUUUUUCUUAUAACACAGUCAGAAGGUUACCUUCAAGUAAAUCUCAAUAUUUUUAUAGACAAUGAAUUUUACACUGGAUUUGCAGCAGAUGAGAUCAACCAUAAUAGCUAUCUGAACACCUGUGAAGGAGAAAGCCACACAGAGCGUGCGUAUAGAGAGCUGAAUGGUAAAGCAGGAUGUGGAUCGCAGAGUUGUCUAUCACUGUCUUUAAAGCAGUCUCCUGGAGGCCAGCUUGCAUUGAUUUUUUUUUUUUUCUUGUCUUUUCUUUUGAUCAAAACAUCACUAUACUUGGCCCAUCGUCCAACACCCUUAUGCAUAGACCUGGGUAACAUCAUUUUUUUUUUUUUUUUUUUGUUCAAAGUUGGAUUCAGAUUAGGAUACUAAUUUCUACGUUAAAAGAUCUAUGCUUCUUGAGAAGAUUUCCUCUUUAAACAGUGUAUAAAUCCCAUAACAGCUAAGCAAAUACUGGUUAAUGAGAUGCAUUAACCACAAUUAAUUUUGUUUCUCUCUUAUGACAGAAUUGUACACUUAAUCAGGGGAUUUGUAUGUUCCUUCUGAUUCACAUUUUUGGUCUGAAGGCACGGGGGGGAAAAUAGAACCUAUUCAAUAAAAAAUUAAAUAUAUCCUUGCAGUGUUUUUCCUGCAA
This is a messenger RNA of Xiphophorus maculatus (southern platyfish), 4926 nucleotides long. It is a transcript of the gene pde8a, whose product is annotated as phosphodiesterase 8A. Gene Ontology annotation, biological process: cellular response to epidermal growth factor stimulus; regulation of DNA-templated transcription; signal transduction. Gene Ontology annotation, molecular function: 3',5'-cyclic-AMP phosphodiesterase activity. The coding region runs from base 261 to 2717 and encodes 818 amino acids. NCBI's taxonomy places the organism in Eukaryota, Metazoa, Chordata, Actinopteri, Cyprinodontiformes, Poeciliidae. The transcript is spliced from 22 exons. The record is from RefSeq and is a predicted model, not a curated record.